UUGAAGGUCGUUGAAGAUAUCGCGGUGCACUGUGGCGCAGACCCAGACUUUGGAGUCGACAAAUCCGGUUUGGCCCUCAGGACCCGCUCUUCGACUUUAGUGAUGAACUGUAAGCGCGAUCAGUGUCGAUCAAUGCGUAAGUCGGGUACUGUUGAGCAGUAUCAAGAGCGUGACAGGCUUCUACUCGACAUACUCACUCAAACCAAAGACUGGGAGGAAAAAGUGGCCGCUGAAAAUAGAAUUAAGGACGCCAAGCAGCAAGCAAUAGAGAGCUCCGGUGCACUGAUGCGGCUCCAGAAGCGGCCUGGAAGCGCGCAAAAAGGGAAAGUCACCAAGCGAGAGCGACUGGCUGCCGUUAUGGAGGCCCUGAUCAAACGUUUGCAGACUGCUGGUGACGAGGAUAGCGGCAAGUAUGCAUACAAAGCCCAGCGUCUGGCUUUUGAAGAAGAUCAAGCCAACAAGCAGCGCCAGCACGAAGCAGGCGAAGCCGAACGCCGCUGA
Molecule: messenger RNA, 501 nt
Organism: Phytophthora sojae
Lineage: Eukaryota; Oomycota; Peronosporomycetes; Peronosporales; Peronosporaceae
Exons: 2
Source: RefSeq, a predicted model, not a curated record